This is a messenger RNA of Rotaria sordida, 648 nucleotides long. The record is from the annotation of a GenBank genome assembly. Lineage: Eukaryota; Metazoa; Rotifera; Eurotatoria; Philodinida; Philodinidae.
AUGCCUAAAUUGAACGAUUUUGUAUUUAAUAUUCGCUCAAUCAUUCCACUUGACAAUCAUCAAAUACAUUUACCAUCAAACGAGGAUAUUCAGCGUACAUUAAUAGGUUUCACAAAUCAUCAAGUUAUUUCUUGUGUCGACUAUUUUUCAAAUAAGAAGAAUGGUUAUUGUCAUAUUUACACAUAUCCAUAUACAAUGAUACAUUAUGAAAAUCUUACUAAUAAUUUUUCAGGUGGAUUAUUUAAAUGUGUUCAAACUGUAAAAUUAUUUGAUGAACGUCCUUUUGAACAUACAUUUUUUAUGCGAAUUGCUCAAUCAUUUCCAUUUUUGAAAUAUUUGACUGUAAGUAAUUGGCAGCCACAAAAUGACAAACAACGUCAAAAGUCAAAUGAUGACAAUCAAGAUUUUUCAAUUAUCGAAUAUCCUAACCUUAUUACACUACAUCUUCUCCACAUUCAUGAUGAUUAUGCUGAGCAAUUUUUACUUGAUACGAAAACGUGUUUACCAAACGAUAUUCACUUGGUAGUUGAUUAUGAUUUACUUCAACGUGUUACACACAAUUUCACUAGAGACGCAACACGAAUCAAUUAUUCGAAAGUGAAAGAUCUUGAGUUUCAUGAUCAAGUCGAUCUAUCAAAAUAUGUUUGA